This is a messenger RNA of Adineta ricciae, 1110 nucleotides long. The record is from the annotation of a GenBank genome assembly. Lineage: Eukaryota; Metazoa; Rotifera; Eurotatoria; Adinetida; Adinetidae.
AUGAUGACAUCAGACGAAGCUAAUAUUAAAUUCCUACAACACCUUAAAUUACUACUUGUAAUUCCUACAACAGUUGAGCAAUGUAAUGAACUUGCAAAUCAUGAUUGGUAUUUGGCGAAACUAACGCGACUAACUGACGGUUUUACAUUUCGAUGUCGUCGUUGCUUAGGAACUAAAUCUAUUCGGAAUGGUACAUUUUUUGAACUUUCACAUCUACCAUUAAAUUCAAUAUUCGAGCUUAUGUAUUACUGGAGUCGUCAACAAGAUUCGCNACAACACCUUAAAUUACUACCUGUAAUUCCUAAAAUAAUUGAGCAAUGUAAUGAAUUUGCAACUCAUGAUUGGUAUUUGGCGAAACUAACACGACUAACUGACGGUUUUACAUUUCGAUGUCGUCGUUGCUUAGGAACUAAAUCUAUUCGGAAUGGUACAUUUUUUGAACUUUCACAUCUACCAUUAAAUUCAAUAUUCGAACUUAUGUAUUACUGGAGUCGUCAACAAGAUUCGCUUGAUCAUUUAAUGCAUGAAUUAGAUAUUGGAUCCACAAAAACGGUCGUAGAUUGGAAGAACUUUUGCCGCGACGUUUGUGCGGAAUAUUUUCUUAGAAAUCCUGUACAAAUCGGAGGUCCUGGACAUAUAGUCGAAAUCGACGAGAGUUGUUUUGGAAAAAGAAAGUAUCAACGCGGACGUGUUCUUAGGGCUCAACAGUGGGUUUUUGGUGGUGUUGAUCUACAGACAAAGGAGUGCUUUAUGGUAGAGGUUGACCAACGUGAUGCACUUACAUUAAUUCCAAUCAUUCAACAAUUCAUUCGACCAGGAAGUAUUAUUCAUUCCGAUCAAUGGAGAGCGUACAAUUCCUUACAAAAUGAUCCAGCAUACGUGCAUUUUACUGUGAACCAUUCUGUUAAUUUUGUGGAUCCCGUCACCAGUGUUCACACCCAAAACAUCGAGAAUAGUUGGAUGAGGGUGAAAUGUCGUCAAAAAAAGUAUCUGGGUAUACAUCGUACUUUAUUAUCUUCUUACCUACAAGAAUAUAUGUGGCGGCAAAAAUUCGGUGAAACUCCUUUUAAACAUUUGGUUGAACAAAUUACUCAGAUUUAUCCUGUUUGA